AUGAUGGAUAGCAAAUCAGCUGGUUUUCGGUUGCCAGAUAUAUGGGAUGACGAUGAUGCUAUGUAUUCGCUUAUGCAACCUAUAAGGCGCUCUAAAGUUAUUGAUCCAGUCAAUUAUAAUGCUAAAAUCACAUUUUGGAAAAGGAUAUUGCUAUCCUAUGCAAAAGAUCACAAGGCAUUUGUAAUAUGUAAACAGUCACUUCAAAAGCUGUUUACUCGACACUUCCCUGUUGAAGGCAUAGAUUUAUACCCUCAAUCACUUGGAGAGGUUAUUUCUGAUUUGGUGUCGGAAGGUGUACUAGGACCAGUAACUCCAAACAGAAGUAUCUUAGGCAAUAUGUUUACGGCCUUCUCCUAUGUUGUACACAGGCCAAUAUCAUGGGCAUAUCACUAUUUAAUUGGUCAGCCAUCCUCUAAUCCAUUAGAGACUGAUACAUCGGGUCAGCAGUUUGUGUUCAGUCAGUUCGCUGAAAAUUCCGCUGUGGAAUUUUUGUCUUGGUUUCAUGACAAUUACCGCGACCAGAGGUUAUUACCACAUUCAGCUGUGUAUGACCUAGAGCUUUUUAACUCAGCCUUGUCAAACUUUUAUUCCCAUGUGGCCACUCGUGAAUACAUAUUUGAUUUAUUGAGUAAUAUCAAACACUGCGUUUCUGUGGAAACCACGUCUACUUCAGAUUCCCAACCGAUUCAGAUUAUUCGCGUCGGUGAAGAUAUUAAUAGCCGACCGAACAAACCAACUAAUCCAGACGCUGCAAAAAUAGAAUCAUCUGCACUAAGUGGGAUUGUUCAACUCAAAUCUACAAUUAAACAACUUGAAAAUGAAGAGAAAAGAUUGGAAACUGUUAUAGAACAACGUCGAAGUCAUAUCAAGUCCUUAUUGCUAGAUAAGAGGAAUUCAGAAGCAAAAUCUCUAUUACGUCGUACGAAGGUGUUAGAGAAAUCUCUAGAACAAAAGCAAUUACAACUUAAUAAUCUGGAAACAAUGUUGAUUGAUAUAGAAUCUGCAACAGAAAACAGGAAUAUUGUACAUGUUCUAAAUAGCGUUAAUGAAGCUCUCAGACAAGCUGUAGGAGGAUCUAAUGCUUUGAGUAAAGCAGAAGGUGUAAUGAAUGACGUAAUGGAUAGAAUUCAAGAAAGUCAAGAGAUCUCAGAUGUUGUUUCCAGUUUUGGACGUACCUCUAUUGGAUUGGAAGAUAUGAGCGAUUUGGAACAAGAACUUGACAAUUUCCUUGUUGAACCAAAGAAACCAUCACCUCCGGGAAAAACACAACCGAGCUUUGAUGAUUUAGAAGCUGAACUUGCUGCUCUUAAGUUAGUAACAGAUGAGGUAGCAUCAUUAACUGAUCAAAAUUCAUCAUCUAAACAAAACCGUAUCAUUAUUGAUAAGUGA
Messenger RNA from Schistosoma intercalatum, 1389 nucleotides. The record is from the annotation of a GenBank genome assembly. Lineage: Eukaryota; Metazoa; Platyhelminthes; Trematoda; Strigeidida; Schistosomatidae.